Oikopleura dioica is the source of this 570-nucleotide messenger RNA. The record is from the annotation of a GenBank genome assembly. NCBI's taxonomy places the organism in Eukaryota, Metazoa, Chordata, Appendicularia, Copelata, Oikopleuridae.
AUGCAGAAGGCUCAAUGGCUUAACGACGAAGACGAACGAUCGCAUUGCAAUAACUGCGAGAAAAGCAGAAGUGAUUGGAUGAAAAAUUACGAUACAGAUGCUAUUUUUUCUUGUCCCAGAAAAAAUUGUAACAAAGAUUUGACGUUCGAUGAUUUCUUCAAGAUGAACUGCUGUGAAGAACCUGUUUACGGGCACAAGUUCGAAAAGCUCAAAAAAUUGCAAUCGAAAGCAUUCGAAAAUUGUAAUCGAAAGUGCAAACUUGACGCAGAAAUUGAAGCAAUGGGAAAGAAGCUUGAGGAACUACAGAUCGAGCGAAAAAAUCUAGAGGAAGAAUCUUUGACAACGAAUGUUGAGCUUCUGACUCUUACGACUGAGAUUUGUGGCAAAGAUGUUAAAAACAAGUUCUCCUGCGAAGUUUGCUUCGAGGCCUACAAUGCCACUGACCACAUCGAGAUCGCGAUUCCCUGUGGCCAUCGAUUCUGUCUUGGUUGUCUAAAUCUGAUGGAAGAGAAGAUCUGCCCGACCUGCCGAAACGCGUUCAAUGAUGAUCAGAUGAUAAAACUUUUCUAA